CUGCUCCUCCUCCCGUCUCGCUCUCUCCCUGCUUCUCUCCACAUCCUGACUUCUUCCUCCGCUCAGCCUCAGCUUCUCUGUUGUCGUCUGUCAUCACACAGAGGAGCAGCCUUUCACCUUUGUGCAGCCGGAUCUCCUCUUUGCUCACAGAAUGCCUUUUGGAGGAGGAAACAAGUGUGGCUGCUGCCAGAAAUCUGUCUACUUUGCCGAGGAGGUGCAGUGUGAGGGGAAAAGUUGGCACAAGUCCUGUUUUCUGUGCAUGGUUUGUAAGAAGAAUUUAGACAGCACGACCGUGGCCGUUCACGGAGAUGAGAUCUAUUGUAAAUCGUGCUAUGGCAAGAAGUACGGUCCAAAAGGCUACGGCUAUGGAGGCGGAGCUGGCACGCUGAGCAUGGACACUGGAGAAGGACUUGGAAUUAAGCCUGAAGUACAAACUUCCCAUCGCCCGACCAAUAACCCCAAUGCCUCCAAGUUUGUCCAGAAAACAGGAAGCUCUGAAGUGUGUCCUCGAUGCAGUAAAGCUGUGUAUGCAGCUGAGAAGGUUGUUGGAGCAGGAAAUUCUUGGCAUAAAAGCUGCUUCCGCUGUGCCAAGUGUGGAAAAGGCCUGGAGUCCACAACCCUUGCUGACAAAGACGGGGAGAUCUACUGCAAAGGUUGUUACUCCAAGAACUUUGGUCCCAAAGGUUUUGGGUUUGGUCAGGGUGCAGGAGCUCUGGCUUAUUCCCAGUAGAACCUGAAGAAUGGUUCCACCUGGACUGACACCUGCUAUUGUCGCUUCCAAGAUUCUUCAGCCGAUGGCUAACCUAUUUUUCUCAGCUAAAACAUGCAAAAGUGCAAGCAGCUUUGUGUUCACCACAUGGAUUUUGUUCCAUUCAAUGUCUGAUCGGAUUUAACGGCAUCAAACACACUGGAUC
Thalassophryne amazonica is the source of this 914-nucleotide messenger RNA. RefSeq names its product cysteine and glycine-rich protein 1b (gene csrp1b). The record is from RefSeq and is a predicted model, not a curated record. Gene Ontology annotation, cellular component: nucleus; Z disc; cytoplasm. Gene Ontology annotation, molecular function: actinin binding; structural constituent of muscle. The transcript is spliced from 6 exons. Lineage: Eukaryota; Metazoa; Chordata; Actinopteri; Batrachoidiformes; Batrachoididae. Gene Ontology annotation, biological process: muscle tissue development; sarcomere organization. Bases 152 to 730 code for a protein of 192 amino acids.